AUAACGGCCCUCCGGCCGCGGAGAGCGGAUCUGCGGCUCUAACUUUACACGUUGCAGUGAUUUGUGUGAUUUUUACGUGUUUAUCUGCUCGAGACUCUUAGAGACUUUCAACCUGCGCUUCAUGUAAAAUGAUGUAUAACGUGUAUGGGAACACUGAACUGGAAGAGACACUGUGUGAUAAUGAAGACUCUGCGAUGAUGAUGAUGAUGAUGAAGACUGAACUAUAAAUGCAAUGUUCGGCUCAGAGGGCUAUCAGCUGUGUUACAGCGCCACCUGCUGGAUGGACACACAUACUCAUGCUCAGAGGUUCCCACGCUGCUGCAGUGCUACAUGUUGGAUAUGGAUCAUAUACAGCUCAUUAUUAGAAAUCAAUAUGAUGAUGUUUAAAGAGAACGAGAUGUAACCGAGGCCAGUCAAAGAAAGUUUAAUAAUACACAUUUGAGUGAGUUUUGAGAAUAUAAUGUUGAGCUUGCUGAUAGCGCUAAAGAUCAAUAACUUGUUCUCCGAAAGUAUUCAGCGUCAGUUCAACAGGUCUGGACGGGCGUCGGGAUCAAUAAUCCAAUAAGCAGCGUUCUGGCCUGCACUCCGGCGCUGCAGGUGGCGCCAGCGAGUCUGAGCGUGGGCUGCACUUAAAUUAACGUAGAAGAAGAAAGCACGCAACGUGCGCCCAGUACCACCGAAGAAGAGACCGACUGACGGGACUACCGGAGGUGGAGCGGAGUCUCAGUUCUUCACGCCGCCCCUUUAAGACGAACGUGUUGGUGUUGGUCCGCAGCCCUGCGUGUACUUCCUGUCACCUCUGACCCCGACGAUGGUGUUGAGGGAGAUUCCAGCUGAAAACAUCACCCGUCCUCUGGGCAGGAACGAGGUCAUCGGCCUGCUCUUCCGUCUCACCAUAUUCGGAGCCGUCACCUACUUCACCAUCAAGUGGAUGGUGGACGCCAUCGACCCCACCAGGAAGCAGAAGGUGGAGGCUCAGAAACAGGCAGAGAAGUUGAUGCGUCAGAUUGGUGUUAAAAAUGUGAAGCUGUCUGAAUAUGAGAUGAGCAUCGCCGCUCACCUGGUCGACCCGCUGAGCAUGCAGAUCACAUGGAGAGACAUUGCAGGUCUGGACGAGGUGAUCACAGAGUUGAAGGAGACGGUCAUCUUACCUGUUCAGAAGAGACACCUGUUCCAGGGAUCCAGACUGCUGCAGCCUCCGAAAGGUGUGCUGCUGUACGGGCCUCCGGGCUGCGGUAAAACGCUGAUCGCCAAGGCAACUGCCAAGGAGGCGGGGUUUCGUUUCAUCAACCUGCAGCCGAGCACGCUGACGGACAAAUGGUACGGAGAGUCCCAGAAACUGGCUGCUGCUGUGUUCUCAUUGGCCGUUAAACUGCAGCCGUCAAUCAUCUUCGUCGACGAGAUAGACUCGUUCCUGAGGAGUCGAUCCAGCUCGGACCACGAAGCCACGGCCAUGAUGAAGGCUCAGUUCAUGAGUCUGUGGGACGGACUGGAUACGGACCACCACUGCCAGGUGAUCAUAAUGGGAGCGACCAAUCGUCCUCAAGACCUCGACUCGGCUAUUCUGAGAAGGAUGCCGACCAGGUUCCACAUCAACCAGCCGAGCGUGAGGCAGAGAGAGGAGAUCCUCAGACUCAUCCUGGAGAACGAGAGCGUGGACCUGUCGGUUGACCUUGUCGACGUCGCCAAGGAAACGGACGGUUUCUCAGGAAGUGACCUCAGAGAGAUGUGCCGCGACGCCGCUCUGCUCUGCGUCCGAGACUUCGUCCACACUCAGAACGACAGUCCAUCAGAGGACUUCAUUCGUCCGAUCCAUCAGUCUGACCUUCAGAAGGCCAUCGGUAAGAUGAAGAAAUCUAAAUCGGCGGGUGGACACGGCGUCCUGCUGCACGCCGCUCUGGACUGAAGACGCACACACUCAUCAAAUGAUGACCUCAUCAAGCCCAGCCUGCAGUCGCGGGUUCGAUUCCCGACCCGUUCAUCAGUUCAGUGUGUGCGUACUGAGCUGCUGUCUCUUCAUGUGUUUAAAUCUGUUCGUGUGCCACUGCUUUGAUUUCAUUUAAACCAGCUGCUGACGUCCGUCUGUGUCUUCGACUCUCAGAAACAGAAACGUUGUCGAACAAACGCUGCUUUGAGAAUCCAGAAAUAAAAAUAAAGAACCACACGUCUGUUUCUAAAAGUCAGACGGUAAAGAUAGUCGCAACGUUGCAGUUUGGGAGGCGACAGAAUUCUUCGUUACACCCGUUGUUGUGCUUUGCUGCAGGUUUCUGCUGUAAAUAAACUCUGAGUUUCUUUUUACAGAUGAACUCAAACACACGAGUCUCCUCGUCCUUGAACCAGACUACAGGCACUGAUUCCAACCUGUCCACUUGUUACCGCCUUAAAUGGGGAAGUCUCUAUUUAUAAUCCCUCAUCACUGGUUGCACUUGUCCACCUGUUUGGUUUUAUUCCAUAUAAUCUAGUUUUACCUACUGGAGACAUAUAUCUUUUAAAAAAUUCAUUUUUAAACUAGUCAUGCAAACAAGUGAACUGGGGUCCAAACUGCCGACACUCUGAACUAAAGGCUCACUGACUCGGGCCGGUUUAACUAAUCACUGUAUAUCAAGUUUAGUUGGGAUUUUAAAGUAAAAGUGUUAUUCUGUUUGUUGUUAAUACAUGUCAAUAAAUCUCAUGUUCAGACUCAA
Molecule: messenger RNA, 2684 nt
Organism: Siniperca chuatsi (mandarin fish)
Lineage: Eukaryota; Metazoa; Chordata; Actinopteri; Centrarchiformes; Sinipercidae
Gene: atad1b
Product: ATPase family AAA domain containing 1b
Exons: 10
Coding region: 812-1906 (364 amino acids)
Cellular component (GO): mitochondrial outer membrane
Molecular function (GO): ATP hydrolysis activity; ATP binding
Source: RefSeq, a predicted model, not a curated record